This is a messenger RNA of Zygosaccharomyces rouxii, 1398 nucleotides long. It is a transcript of the gene LAS1, whose product is annotated as rRNA-processing protein LAS1. Lineage: Eukaryota; Fungi; Ascomycota; Saccharomycetes; Saccharomycetales; Saccharomycetaceae. Bases 1 to 1398 code for a protein of 465 amino acids. Gene Ontology annotation, molecular function: endonuclease activity. The record is from RefSeq and is a predicted model, not a curated record. The transcript has a single exon. Gene Ontology annotation, cellular component: Las1 complex; preribosome, large subunit precursor. Gene Ontology annotation, biological process: maturation of LSU-rRNA; maturation of 5.8S rRNA.
AUGGUCCAUCCCAGAAUAGUUCCCUGGUACAAUGAAGAUGAGUUGAAAGAAUUGAAGGAUUGGUUCUACAAUAAGGAAUUGGCUACUGAUAUGAGAUUUCGAGCUAUACAGAGGGUCAAGAGUUACCAAAGCAAAGGAUCGCAAUACUUACCGCAUGUAAUUGAUUCUACCGCUCAGAUCACGAAUUCCAUAUUAUUGGAUGAAGAGAGGUCUCAAUAUGAUAAAUUUUCCGUCAAAUUAAGUUAUACCAUGUCUUUGAUUAGAUUUGUAAACGGAAUAUUAGAUCCCACACAGCAAUCACAAUUUGCCAUACCGUUGCAUACAUUAGCUAAACGUGUGGGCCUACCAUCGUGGUUCGUGGAUUUAAGACACUGGGGGACGCAUGAAAGAGAACUCCCUAGUUUAGAGAUGUUGAGGAUUGCAGCCAAGGAUGCCUUAGUUUGGCUUUGGGACCAUUAUUGGAAUGACGAUGAAUUAGAGGAAGAAGAUGAGGAGGAAGAAAAUGUUGAAGACGAACAUACGGUAUCACUGAGGCAACUAAUUCAGAGGGGUAAAUCUUUGCAAAAUUUAUUCAAGGAGUACCAGUGGUAUUGGGAAGAAGGUUCAACAAAUUUAAUCAGCAGUACUAAUUUCCAAGCAGAAGAAUCCAGUCACGGUAAAAGACGUAGAGAACCCACACCGCAAGAACAAAUUGAUGCAUUUGUAUCAGAUUGUAAAGAUGUAUGGAACAAUAAGGAUCACAGGGAAAAGUUUAUGAACGUUUUCACACUACAGUAUACACCCACCUUAUUAAGAGUAUUAGUUAUGAAAUUACAGGGCUUCAGCCAAGAAUUUUUUCAAUUUAUCCUACAGAAUUAUAAAGACCAAUUGGCCAAGACACCCAGUGUUUUGUCUCAAAGGUUCAGCACAUGGGAAUCAUUAGAACGUAAGCUACUGUCCAAAUUUGUUUCUAGUGUUAAUACAAAUCAAUUCGUCAGUGCUUGGUCUUCAUGGGAACCUUUGAUAUCAGAAAAUCCAUCUCUUUUAUCCUACAGCUUCUGUCAAUUAAUGUCUAACCGCUUAGCAGAUAAUAGAGACAGUUUCAAGAAGAAGAAGAAGAAGAGACAAUUCGUAUCCUAUCAAGAAGUGGAAAGUGGGUUAUCAGAAUACGUUGCCAAGUACUCUUCCUUUAUCAGGGAAGCGGAAUCCUACAAUAAACAGGUUCAGGCACACGCAAAAGCCCAGCUGAAAGCAGAAGUUCCAAUGCAAGCGCCAGCCACAGAUCCAAUUCCUAAGGACAUGUCUGACAUCUUAAAGGAUCUGGAGUCUCUUAAGAGAAGACACACUGAUCCACCGAAGACUAAGGCACAAUGGUGUCAACAUCCAGACUGGAGUCCAAGACCAUUUGGUACGUUGUAG